Molecule: messenger RNA, 2262 nt
Organism: Fraxinus pennsylvanica
Lineage: Eukaryota; Viridiplantae; Streptophyta; Magnoliopsida; Lamiales; Oleaceae
Source: the annotation of a GenBank genome assembly
AUGGGAAGGAUUUAUAAGGAGACCGCCAAACCCUCGUCGUCGACGGCGUCUCCGUCGGCACCAGCAGUGACGACGUCGACGUCUAUAACGGAGACGGUGAACGGGUCUCACGACUUCAAGAUUACGGGUUAUUCAUUGUCCAAAGGAAUUGGGAUCGGAAAGUAUAUAGCGUCGGACACUUUUAUGGUCGGUGGGUACUCAUGGGCGAUCUAUUUCUAUCCUGAUGGGAAGAGUGUGGAGGACAACGCGACAUAUGUCUCACUUUUUAUUGCCCUAGCGAGUGAGGGCACGGACGUGAGGGCUCUUUUCGAGUUAACGCUUAUGGAUCAAAGUGGGGGUGAGAGGCACAAGGUGCAUAGCCAUUUUGGUAGGGCGCUGGACAGUGGGCCGUAUACUCUUAAAUACAGAGGCAGCAUGUGGGGAUACAAGCGGUUUUUCAAAAGAUCUACUUUGGAAGGAUCACACUACCUGAAGGAUGAUUGCCUUCAAGUACAUUGCUGUGUUGGCGUUGUUAGGUCUAACACAGAGGGACCUAAGAUCUACUCUAUACCAGUACCACCAUCUGACAUUGGUCAGCAUUUUGGGCAGCUGCUGGAAAGUGGAAAAGGAACUGAUGUAAAUUUUGAAGUUGAUGGAGAAAUUUUUCCGGCUCACAAAUUGGUACUUGCCGCUCGUUCACCAGUAUUUAGAGCUCAAUUAUAUGGUCCCAUGAAGGAUCAAGAUACGCAGUGUAUAAAAAUAGAAGACAUGGAGGCACCCGUUUUUAAGGCCUUACUUCAUUUUAUAUACUGGGAUGUGCUACCUGACAUGGAAGAACUUACUGGGAUGAACUCGAAAUGGGCUUCUACAUUGAUGGCUCAGCAUUUGCUUGCAGCUGCUGAUCGGUAUGGUUUAGAUAGGCUCCGGUUGCUUUGUGAGGCUAAUCUCUGUGAGGAUGUUGCUAUAAAUACUGUUGCAAAUACGCUGGCAUUGGCAGAGCAGCAUCAUUGUUUCCAGCUGAAAUCUGUGUGUCUCAAAUUUGUUGCAUUGCCUGAAAAUCUUAGAGCUGUUAUGCAGACUGAUGGUUUUGAGUAUUUGAAAGAAAGCUGUCCUCGUGUCCUCACUGAAUUGUUAGAGUACGUUGCCAGGAUCACUGAACACUCCAUUGCCAUUGGCAAACAUGGAAAUGAAGCUCAGAACACUAUGGAAUCCAGUGAAGAUUCUGCGAAAACCGCAAUAAUAACAACAGCAAGGCAUAAGUGUGCGGCAUGUUUCAAGCAGUAUAAGAAAAAGGAGCAUCUUGUUGCACAUAUGAAAGUCUCGUAUCACUCAGUUCACCAGCCUCAAUGCGGUGUGUGUCAGAAGCAUUGCAAAUCCUUUGCAUCACUAAGGGAGCACACAACUGGUUUACUUGCUAAAGGGAAUUGUUCAAAAAUAUUUGCUGAAAGAGGUUGCACCCUCUGUAUGAGAAUUUUUGACAGUCCGGCUUCUCUCUGUGAACACCUGGAAAGCUGUUGCCUACCUGCUCCUUUUCCCCUUGAUUUGGUGACAGAAUCUCAAAUUGAUAUAAAUGGCAGUGGGAGAAUUCCUGAAGCAAUCGCUAUGGAUUGCGAAAUGGUUGGCGGAGGAAGUGAUGGGUCACUGGAUAUAUGUGCUAGGGUAUGCCUUGUUGACGAAGAUGAAAAACCGAUUUUCCAUACUUACGUAGUACCGCUAAUUCCCGUUACCGAUUAUAGGAACGAAGUUACUGGUAUUACUGAGGAGAAUAUGAGAGAUGCUAUGCCACUUAAGGAAGUGCAAGAUAAAAUUUUGCAGAUUCUCUACAAUGGAGAGUCGAUUGGGAUAUUACGGUUACAUGGUGGCAAAGCUAGAGUUCUUGUGGGUCAUUCCCUUGGGCACGAUUUAAAUUGCUUGAGAAUGAAUUAUCCUGAUCAUCUUCUGAGGGAUACAGCAAAAUACCCUCCCUUAAUGAAGACAAACCUCGUCAGUCACUCGCUCAAGUACCUUACCAAGACCUAUCUCGGGUACGAUAUCCAGUCGGGGUUGCAUGAUCCUUACGAAGAUUGUGUAUCAGCAAUGAGGUUGUACAAGAGAAUGCGGUCACAAUGUCACCCAAGAAAAGGUAUGGGAAUGUUAUUGGCUGCUGCUCAUAGUCCAUCUACGAACACUUUUGAUUCUUGGAAGCCCAAAGAACUUGAGAAUAUGACACCAGAUGAGCUUUUCAGUAUCUCCAAGUCAAAUUACAAGUGUUGGUGUUUGGAUUCAGGGCCUCUUCUUUCAUGA